CUUCUGAUCAAUUCCUGAAUUCUCAUUCCCCUUGGUUAAGUUGGCUUCUUUCAUCUCUCUUUGCCGCACAUGAUUGCCAGAUCGAGAUGGAUGCCGCCCAUAGACCCUCCAAGAAUCUGGAUUGUAUCCCAUACGAUGUGUUCUACCAGAUCGCUUCCAGAUUAGGAUCGCAAGACCUGAUUCAGUUGGGCCGGGUCAACGGCGUCCUGUACCGCCUCGUGCAGGAUGAAAACAUUGCUCGCAAAGCCAUCGAGAAUGAAUUGCUUCAUACCACCGAGGGUCAAGCAGCGAUUGCCGCCCGCAAAGGGUAUCGCCAAGCGCUGGGGCGCGUGUUCGAUAUCCGCGAGGCCUUUGCUACUGCGCAGCCCUAUUCCGCUUCCCUUCUCGCCUAUGGCAGCUCGUUUCUCUACAGCGGGGGUGCGCUGACCUACAUCUACGGGGAAGAAAUCCGGAUUCUGGAUGUCCAUGGGGCAAGCCGCACGGAACAAGUGUUGAAUCUGCACCGGGUGCUGUCGCGAAUCAUUCCGUCCUGCGAUCCCGAGGAGGAUACGAUCCACAUCCGGCUCCUGCAGUACCACGACUGGAACCUGGCGUUCACCGUGGAGCGUGAAGAUCUGUCGGAAACGUGGCUGGUGGCGGUGGACAUGCGGCCCAAGCUGGAUUGCCACAAGACGGGGCGACUGCGGUUUCUGACUCGGCUGCGGGACACGCGACGGCUGUUCGUGCGGCUGAACAGUCGCUACCUCUAUUGGGGCAGCCACAGCAUGCUAAGCGUCGACGGUCACCUGCAAUGGGUGGUGGAAUGUGCGGAUCUGCAGACAGGGCGCCCCACGACGCGGGCCCCGGUCGUGCUCGACAAUUUCUCUGGACACGACAUGGCGCAGACCGUCUGCUUCGGCGUCUAUGACGACCACCUCUACGCGGUGUCGACCAUGAUCGGCCACGAGGCGGAGGAGAUCGACUGGACCUCCUACUACGUGUGGCUGUGCGUGUCGCCCACCGAAGACACCAAGCAGAGCACCAUCAACUUCCAGUGGCGGCGGCAGCACCGCGAGGGGCCCGUCAAUGACACCUGGUCGGAUCUGUCGCUGCGGGUCGACGAGGCCACGAAGCAGUUGAUGAUCCUCGAAUGUCGCCGCGAAUGGAUCAACAGCGGCAGCGAGAACAUCCGCACGUACUACAUGCAGUCCUUGCCCUCGCCCGCCGAAAUCAAGCAGAGUAAGCAGGAGCGCAUUCAAGCCGGUCUACUCCGUCAGCAUCGUUGUCGUCUUCGUAACAAUAGCAACAGCAACAGCAAUAGCAACAGCAAUAACGCGCCUCCGCGACCCGCGGUCCUCCCCGACGAGCCCCUGACCCGCACUCUGGACUCAACCAACAAACCCCGCUACCAACCGCCCCAGAAACGCAUCCGCCGUCACUAUCACCAGGAAUACCCCCCCGGCACAGAUCUUGUCAAGCGUCGAGACUUCAUCCUGGCCCGCACCAAAUACCGGACCUACAACCUCUCCAGCUCGACCUUUGUCGAUCUCGUGACGGACUCCGCCAGUCCAAACCACACCAGCCGCAUUCCCACCGACCAACUUCGUCUGCGCCUGACCUCUCGUAAGCGCAAAUCCCCCAUCGACACCGCCGGCGACGAAGUCGAACCAGGCCUGCUGUACCCACCUGACCUCCACGAUGUCGUUGACCCCACCGCCGCCGCCGACGACAACGACAACAACAACAAGAAAGACCAACCACAACCUAUCCCCCACAGCGAAGAACGCUUCGAAUCCCUGGGCGUGCACAUGUGGCCCCCCGACGAUGCCCCCGCGGCGCUAACGCAGCUUCUCUCCCCCACCAAGCGCAUCGCCUCGUCGGACGUGCGCGCGGCCGCCGACGAGCGCUCGCUGGUGUACUCGGUGGACGCGCCGGAUUUGGGGGAAGACGGCGACCAAGCCAUCCUGUUGAUCAACUUCGACCCCCUGCUGCGGCUGCCUGGCCUGCAGCGAUUGGAUAUGAGGGAUGGGAGCGUACGGAGCAUGAAGCCGCCGCCCCCGCCGCCGCAACCGCAACAGCAGGCGACAGCGGAACCGGUGCAUUCAGCUGGUUGUGGACAGGGGGAGCGCGUGCGGGUGGGCGACGUCGCGCAGAUGGAGUCGACUAGGCAUACGAGUUUUGGAGCCAAGCGGACGGCGGCGGUGGGCAAACGGGGACGACGGGGGUCGACGGUGCCGUCGGUGCGUGAGGAGGGGGCAAUGUAUCUGCGGAUGGGGAGGGGGUUUUGGCUACGAUAGGGUGGUCCUACAUCGGUACAUGCUACCUAAUUGGAGAUGAGGGAUGGAGACUGAGGGUUUGCUGGGCAAACACUGGAACUUGGGUGGUUUUUUUUCCGUCCGCUUGCAAUUACAUCCCAUUGCAAUGCAAUUUAAAGAGGACAGGCACUGCCUCAGCUGUGGUGGUCAGUUGGAUUGGCUGGGCACUGCCUCAAAACGUGCCGUGCGGUGUGGCUGUGCAAUGCAUGAAAACUUCCCUUGUUGACAACCACAACCACAGGCAAACAAACAUUAACAGAACAAUUACAAAGAAAGUG
Messenger RNA from Aspergillus saccharolyticus JOP 1030-1, 2572 nucleotides. RefSeq names its product F-box domain protein (gene fbx15). The coding region runs from base 87 to 2276 and encodes 729 amino acids. The record is from RefSeq and is a predicted model, not a curated record. Gene Ontology annotation, molecular function: protein binding. The transcript is spliced from 2 exons. Lineage: Eukaryota; Fungi; Ascomycota; Eurotiomycetes; Eurotiales; Aspergillaceae.